This is a messenger RNA of Caenorhabditis briggsae, 759 nucleotides long. The coding region runs from base 1 to 759 and encodes 252 amino acids. The transcript has 6 exons. NCBI's taxonomy places the organism in Eukaryota, Metazoa, Nematoda, Chromadorea, Rhabditida, Rhabditidae. The record is from RefSeq and is a predicted model, not a curated record.
AUGAAUUCCGGCGAGAUUUUCGAGGAAAUUUUCAAUCACUUCAAACGCGAUGGAAUCGACCGAGAUUGGCGCGGAAUGUGCCAACAUUUCAAAGAUCAGGAGGAAAAAUCGAAAAUUCGACGAAUCGUGACUCGAGUCGUUUGUGGAAGAGUGAAUAUGUUCGAAGCGGGCAAAGAGGUUGGAUUUGAAGUAGAAGCUCUUAAUGCAUCACUUUUUCCGGAUUUUCGUCAAUUUUUGCUCAAAUUCGAGUCCACGUUUCAAAAAGUGCCGCCCCUUCAUCGAACCACGCUCAACACCCAACUCCUACUGAAAUUCAUCGAUUUCCUGGCUGAAAAUCCGGAAAAUCAGUUGGACUACGCGGGUUUUCUGGAUAUUUCUAGAUAUAUGACCACAGCGACGAAUGUUCUGAUCAAGGAUUUGGUCGAAAUGGCUGUACAAUUGUAUCCGGAUGACAAGAAACCGCGAAAAAUUGGCGCACAGGACCUUCUGGACGGUGUGGAGAUGUCCGGACAGGCGAAUGAUCCGAUUUAUACUGAAGAACCGUUUUUGAAGCUAAAAAAGAAGUCAAAAUCCGCCCCCGAAAGCUUCGAAUUCGAGUCUAAACAAAUUUCUAGCGUUUCUGACCGAUUUUGGAGCUAUAAAGUUGAUUUUAAGCAUAACUUUGACCGGCUCAUCGAAAUCUCGAAAGUCUCCGAACCACCACAGGAUCGUAGAAUUCUCUCGGAAGCGGCCGCCGAAAAUUCGCAAAAAACCGACUAA